Messenger RNA from Musa acuminata AAA Group (dessert banana), 2218 nucleotides. RefSeq names its product serine/threonine/tyrosine-protein kinase HT1-like. The transcript is spliced from 3 exons. Gene Ontology annotation, molecular function: ATP binding; protein kinase activity. Gene Ontology annotation, cellular component: cytoplasm. The record is from RefSeq and is a predicted model, not a curated record. Lineage: Eukaryota; Viridiplantae; Streptophyta; Magnoliopsida; Zingiberales; Musaceae. Gene Ontology annotation, biological process: protein phosphorylation; signal transduction. The coding region runs from base 859 to 1917 and encodes 352 amino acids.
UCUCUUCUUCACCAUCAAGCCCAAACACACCUCUUCUCCUUGAGCUGCUCCUCCUCCUCUAUCUCCCUCUCUUCCCCUCUCCUCCAUUCCCACCUCCUCAGGAUCAUAAAGAAGGGAGCUCGUCGUCAAGCUUCCAACCUUCUUCUCUCGCUCCCAUUUGAGCUCGGAGGAAGAAGGAAAGAGGAAGUGUAAGCAGCUUUGUAGGAGAUAAAAGAUUUCCCUGUGGAUCCGCACGUUCUAGUGUGGAUAUCUUUUUUUUUCCAGGGUUGUGUUCUCGGUUUCGGUGUCAAGGUGCCAUUUUGAUUUGAUUAUUUUCCUGGUUCCGUUUGAGCUAAGAAGAAGAGAAGCGGAAGUGUAAGCAGCUUUAUAGGAGAAAAGGUGGUUCCUUGGAUCCACCACGUACUAGAGUGAACAUGCUUGAUUGGUCUUCUUCUGUAAAGGUGACAUCUUGAUCCAAUCGUUUCCGUCUUCCGUUCGAGUUCAAAGGAACAGGCAAAAAAGAAGUACAAGCAUCUUUGAAGGAGAGAAAAGGGUUCCUUUGGAUGCACACGUAGAAACGAGAAUAUGUGCUGGUGCAGAGGCGCCUUCUUGAUCUGAAUGUUUUUGUGGUGCAAUUGCACAUAGCUCCUCGAAGCUCCCAGAACAAGGGAACAGAAUCUACGAAAUGCAGGCGAAUGGAGAGCAUUAAUUGUGGAUUCGAGCAGUAUUCUUGAUUUGCUUGAUUUCUAAACUUGAUUCAACCUUUUCACACAGUAAAGUUGAGAUCUUUGAGCUAAAUUAGCUGAUCGAGGACGGGAAUUGUGCCUGGAGUUACUCAUUAGUGGUGGGAAUAAAUGAUCGGCGACACUGUUGAACCAGAUGAAGAUCUUUGAUUGCUUUAAGGAGAAAUCGACUGGGGCGACGAUCAGAAGGCAGAGGAAGCUCUCUCUCAGCGAGUACAGGGGGGCUGUGUCGUGGUCCAAGUACUUGGUGUCCUCCGGCGGCGAGAUUAAGGUGGGCAGUGAGGAGCGAUGGAGCGCCGACAUGUCCCAAUUGCUCAUCGGGAGUAAGUUCGCCACGGGGCGACAUAGCCGGAUCUAUCACGGGCAAUACAAGGGGAGAGAAGUCGCCAUUAAGCUCAUGAGCCAGCCGGAGGAGGAUCCCGCCCUGGCCGCUGCUCUGGAGCAGCAGUUCACCUCAGAGGUUGCUCUACUCUUUCGCCUCCAUCAUCCUAAUAUCAUCACGUUAGUCGCAGCAUGCAAGAAACCUCCCGUCUUCUGCAUCAUCACCGAGUACAUGGCAGGUGGCUCUCUUAGAAAAUACCUACACAAUCAUGAGCCUCACUCGCUUCCUCACAGUCUGGUCCUCAAACUAGCUCUCGAUAUUGCUCGUGGCAUGAGUUACCUUCACUCCCAGGGAAUCAUUCAUCGUGAUCUUAAGUCGGAAAACAUCCUUGUUGGAGAAGAUCUAUCAGUGAAGGUUGCAGAUUUCGGAAUCUCAUGCUUGGAAUCUCAGUGCGGCAGUGGAAAGGGUUUCACGAGCACACAUCGAUGGAUGGCUCCUGAAAUGAUCAAGGAAAAGAUUCAUACGAGAAAAGUUGAUGUGUACAGCUUUGGCAUUGUUCUCUGGGAACUACUAACAGCACUGAUCCCGUUCCACGACAUGACUCCUGAACAAGCUGCUUAUGCAGUCGCGCACAAGAAUGCUAGACCGGCCUUGCCGGCUUCAUGCCCUUUGGCGUUCAGCCAUCUCAUGAGUAGGUGUUGGGCUACCAACCCAGAUAAAAGGCUGCAAUUUUAUGAAAUUGUUGCUAUGCUUGAAAGCUACCAAGAGUCUCUUGAGGUGGAUCCAACAUUUUUCUUAUCCUUCAAGCCUGUGCAGCAGAAGAAUCUACUAAAUUGCUUUGUUGGGUGUAAACCGUAUCAUAUAAAUAAAUAAAUAAAUAAAUAUAUAUAUAUAUAUAUAUAUUCUUUUCUGUUGCUUCUGUCAUCCUCCUCUUUCCCUCUCGGCUCGAGAAACUAUGUAUAAAGGAGCGUCUUCAUCGGUGUCAAUUGCAAAUGAUGUAUAGCUUGUUGAAACAUGAUGCAAGGAGGGGUUUUUGUGAGUGGUUUUCCCACUGAAGAUGGCAUGGGAUUCAUUAAAAUAUUAAAGCAUUUGUUGGUUGAUAUAAACAUGGUACUGUUUAUGUCAGGAUAUAUGAGAAAUAUUUUAUAUAGAAUUGUCCUGCAGUUGGGUGCUA